This is a messenger RNA of Trichosporon asahii var. asahii CBS 2479, 651 nucleotides long. RefSeq lists its product as uncharacterized. Bases 1 to 651 code for a protein of 216 amino acids. The record is from RefSeq and is a predicted model, not a curated record. Lineage: Eukaryota; Fungi; Basidiomycota; Tremellomycetes; Trichosporonales; Trichosporonaceae. The transcript has a single exon.
AUGCCGCACUCACAGUCGCUCACGCUUCCCUCUCCCCUCUCGCUCCCUCCAGCAGAGCUCUUCUCCGGGGACGCCAGCUACCCAGUCGAGCAGUUCCUCGCGAUCCUAGACGCCACCUGGCCCCUCCUCCCCCUACCAGCCGACGAGCCCCGUCUCUCAGCCGCCAAGAUCGCCUAUCUGGCGCAACACCUGCGCGGCCGCGCCCGGCUUUGGUUCGCCGAGCACCUCCACCACCGCGCGUCGGGCAUGCACGGCGCGCACACGUAUGCCCAACUCCGUGCGCACCUGUUGCAGGUGUUUGGGAGCGAACUGCCCCUGCGCGCCCCACGCCGCGCGAGCACGAUGGGACCUGAGGAGAAGGAGGGCGAGCAGGAGAACCGCCAGAGGAUCGUCGAUCGUAUGCGUGCCGAACAGAUUUUCGCUCGCUUGGUCCAGAAAGGCACAGUGCAGGACUAUGCGCACGAGUAUGAAGAGAAGAGCGGCAAUUGCGGGCACAGGAUCGACCUGGAUGAUGAGUUUGAGUGUCUUUGGUUCGCUCAUGGUCUGCGCCCUGCCAUCUGCGACGAAGUCCUCCGCGUCUUCCAGCCAGGCAUGAAGUUCAAGGACGUAGUUGGGGAGGCGCAGCGGGCUGAGAAUGAGCUCAAGAUGUAG